AUGAAUGAAUGGACUAGUUGCAUGAGCAAUCUUGAGGUGGAAAGUGUGAACAUUGAUCUCGAUGAAUAUCAAGGCGAACCAGAUGAAAUCGCUCAAAAGAAAUGUCUUGCGGCUGUUGAAAGGUUGAAUUGUCCAGUUAUAACGGAGGAUACUUGUUUAUGUUUUAAUGCUCUCGGUGGAUUGCCAGGACCAUAUAUCAAAUGGUUUUUGAAUAAACUGAAACCAGUUGGUCUUUAUAAGCUUUUAGCUGGUUUUGAAGAUAAGACGGCAUAUGCUAUUUGCACUUUCGCAUAUUGUGAAGGUGUUGGGAAAUCAGUUCAACUUUUUCAAGGCAUUUUUAAUUUUUUUCAGCAUUGUUCUUCACAUCUUAUACUUUAUCGUUCAUAUUCAGGGCGAACAGAUGGAUGCAUAACCAAACCACGAGGAGAAACUGCCUUUGGUUGGGAUCCAUGUUUCCAACCAGAUGGUUACAUUUUGACCUAUGCUGAAAUGGACAAAUCGUUGAAAAACAUGAUUAGCCAUAGAGCGAAGGCACUGCAAAAGAUGAAAGAUUUUUUUUGUGUUUAUUAA
This is a messenger RNA of Dracunculus medinensis (Guinea worm), 570 nucleotides long. Lineage: Eukaryota; Metazoa; Nematoda; Chromadorea; Rhabditida; Dracunculidae. The record is from the annotation of a GenBank genome assembly.